UAUCAAAGCCAGACUGGUCCAUGCCACCUUCCUUUGCUCUUACACAACUUCAAAAACAAUAACUAAUAAACUUGUACCUUUCACUGGUACAGAGUAUCAUGAAUCAUGAAAGCUUCAAUUAGCAUCCCGUUAUUUCCGUUUAUGACUUCAUUUCUACUCCAAUUCUUAUUUGUUCUAUCAAUUCUUUUCAUUCCUCUUUUCCGUAUUCGUAUUAGUACUCUAUUCUUCUUCUUCUUCUUCUUCUUUUAUUCUUCUUCUUCUUUUUCUUCUUCUUCUUCUUUGUAGCCUGCUGUCUUUUUCUCUCCCUUUUCCCCCAAAAAGGCAAAUCACAUUUAGCAUGGAA
Molecule: messenger RNA, 343 nt
Organism: Pichia membranifaciens NRRL Y-2026
Lineage: Eukaryota; Fungi; Ascomycota; Pichiomycetes; Pichiales; Pichiaceae
Exons: 1
Coding region: 106-285 (59 amino acids)
Source: RefSeq, a predicted model, not a curated record